GCUUUCCGGAGCAGGUCGGCUCCCGGCGUGCAGCGCGCCCGCGCGGUAUGCUGGGCGUGGUGGGAAGAGCGUCCCGGAAGGCUGAAGUGCGGGGGCUUCUGGUCGCCGUGAGCUGCGUGAGGUCUGAGUUUCCGAGCCGUCUCCGGUAAAAUAUGGCUAAAAGCUUACGUAGUAAGUGGAAAAGAAAGAUGCGUGCUGAAAAGAGAAAAAAGAAUGCCCCAAAGGAGCUCAGCCGACUUAAAAGUAUUCUUAAAGUAGACAGUGAUAUUUUAAUGAAAGAUGUUCAAGAGAUAGCAACUGUGGUGGUACCUAAACAUUGUCAAGAAACAACCCAGUGUGUGGUGAAAGAUGAAAAAGGUUUUCUAGUAGUGGAGAAGACCAGAGUUUUCAGGUCUGAGGUUGAGCUCAGGUGUGCUGCACAAGUCAUUCAUUUUCCUUUAACCAACAGCUGUCGAGAACAUGUUCUUCUCAUGGAAAAUGCCAGGAAUGCAAGAGAUCAUAAAAAAACCUACUCAAGUCCACUCCAAGCCUCUGCUUCAUUCACACCCAUCAGAAUAAGUCAUGUGCCCAAGGCCAGUGGCAGUGGGGGAGUAUCCCCACCACAGUGGGAGGGCACUGCAAAGUUACGUGACCAAAGGCCUGGGCGCGUAGUCCUAUGACAGAUGAGGAAACUUAUUGGAGCAGUGACGCUUACCUUCAUCUGGCUCCUGAGACAUCUUACUGCCUGCCUCAUUGGGGAUUCCUGCCAUGUUUCUUCUGUGGGUCCUUCUUUUCCCAUUCUUUAUUCAAGCAUUCAGCACUGGCAAUUCCCAGGGCUGCUUCCUUUGCAUUCUUCUCUAUUUGCUUAUAUCCCCUUGUUCGUCACAUGGGAGACUCGGCUCUAUGUGCCAAGGGCCUCCACGUUUCCAUCUCCAGCCAGUUCGGAGCUCCAGAUGCCUGAAUCUCCACAGAUGCCCAACAGACAUCUUAGACUCAGCAUGGCCCUUCCAGAGCUGCUCUCCCUACAGCCCUCUCUCUUUCAGUGACUGGAAAGUCCACCCUCCUGUCAUUCAAGUCAACAGUCUUGGAGUCAUCUUGAGUCAUCUCUUUCCCCACAUGCCCUUAUCUGAUCUCCAGGCAAAUCCAAAAAAAAAAAAUCCAGAACCUUGCCCCUUCUUACCACCCUCACUGACCACCCGCUUUGUAUGAGCCCUGGUACCUGUCACCUGGACCACUUGGAUAGCCUCCUAACAGGUCUCCUUGCUUCUCCUUUGCCACCCACAGUCUAGUCAGAGUAAUCCUUUUGAGAUGUAAUUCACAUAAAGUUACUCUUCUGCUCAAAACCCUAUUUCACACAAAUUAAAACCCCAAAUCUUUGCAAUGCCCUGCAACACUGUCCAUCUGUUCCUAACAUCACAUCUGAUGAUGGUCUCCUACUGUUCUCCCCCUAACUCACUCUGCUUCAUCCAUCCAGCCUCCUUGUUUCUUGAACACCAUGUGUCCUCUGCCUUGUUAGCUUGGCUUUCUCUUCUCAGAUCCUCUUUGUGCAGAUACCUGCUUGUUCAGACAUCUGCCCCAGGUAGCUCCCUCACCUCUAUCUAAUGUUCGCUCAAACGUUACCUUCCCAGUGGGACCAAAUGUGGCCAGUAUGUUUAAUACUGAACCUGAUGCCUGCCCCCGGUCCUGAGAGAGUAUUCAUGAUUCCCCUUAACUGGUUCUGCUCUUUUUAUUUAUAUAUUUAUUUAUUUUUAUUUUGUUAUCAUUAAUCUACAAUUACA
Molecule: messenger RNA, 1757 nt
Organism: Manis javanica (Malayan pangolin)
Lineage: Eukaryota; Metazoa; Chordata; Mammalia; Pholidota; Manidae
Gene: LLPH
Product: LLP homolog, long-term synaptic facilitation factor
Biological process (GO): dendrite extension
Cellular component (GO): nucleolus
Molecular function (GO): RNA binding
Source: RefSeq, a predicted model, not a curated record